AUGGCGGUACUUCCGGUCCCGCUGCCCUCAGCGAAGAUGGCGGCAGUGGAGAAGCGGCGGCCCGCGGUGGCCCCGGCGGCCAAUUUCGCCGACAGCGGCCGGCCGUCGGUGUCCCGGGCGGCGGCGGUGUCCGAGAGCGAGGAGGACUUCUUGCGGCAGGUUGGCGUGACGGAGAUGCUGCGCGCAGCCCUGCUGAAGGUGCUGGAGGCGCGGCCCGAGGAACCGAUCGCCUUCCUGGCGCACUACUUCGAGAACAUUGGCCUGCGUUCGCCCGCGAACGGCGGUGCUGGGGAGCCCCCGGGCCAGCUCCUGCUGCAGCAGCAGCGCCUGGGCCGCGCGCUCUGGCACCUGCGUCUGGCCCACCACUCCCAGAGGACGGCCUUCAACAACAACGUCGGCGUGGCCUAUGAGUGCCUGAGUGCCAGCGGGCGCAAGAAGAAGCCUGGGCUGGACGGGCGCACCUACGGCGAGCUGCUCAAGCGCAUCUGCAGGGACGGCGAGGCCCCCGAGGAGGUCGUGGCGCCCCUGCUGCGCAAGAUCCAGUGCCGCGACCACGAGGCUGUGCCGCUGGACGUGUUCCGCGCCGGCAUGCUCACCUGCUUCGUGCUGCUGGAGUUCGUGGCUCGUGCCGGCGCCCUCUUCCAGCUGCUGGAGGGCCCGGCUGUGGCCGUGGCCGACCGCCGCGUGGGCCAGGCUGUGCUGGACACCCUGGAGGGCGCCCUGCAGGCCAGCGACAACACUGCAGCACCCGUCUGCUACCUGGAGGCCGGCUCACGCCUGGGGCCGGACAGCCUGGCACUGGCCAUGGACCGUGCCAUGUCGGGGCGGAGGCCCAGCUCCCCCAUGACCCGAGAGGAGUUCCUGGAGAAGGCGGCUGCCCUCUUCAUUGCCAAGGUCAAGCCGGUGGGCUGAGCCCUGCCUGGACAGAACAUGGAUUUGGGACCAGGGCUGGGGUGUCCCUGCGGGCAGUGGGUGCAGCGCCUCCCCUUCACCCGGAUCAGGACAUGGGCCAAUGCCCCGGCCUAGGGGAGGAGGCCGGGCUCCCAGGAAGUAGAUGCUCCCUCCCCACACCCACAUGACUGCCUGCCUCCCCGGCCCCUCCACGCACGCAGGCAGGACCCCUGCCCAGCAGUAAUAAAAUCCGUUGCAAGGCCAACCCCAGCCUGUGUGCAUGCCCUGCCACCUCCCAGCCCCUCCACGGCAGCUGGAGGAGGCGCGGGGGGCCCAGCGAGGCCCUGCUGGGGGGCGAGGGCUGAGCGGCACCACCCCACCGGCUCCUCUGCAAUACAGGACCCCGUCCCUCCAGCCCUGCCCUUCCCAAGGGUCCUUCCUGGGCCUCAGUUCCCCCAGCUGUCAAACAAAGAGGUCAGCUUGGCAGAUGACAGCAACAUUGGUGACAGUAACAGCUCAGACGCCUUCGGGCAACCGCAGCAUCUUGCACGACUCUCACCACUGUCCUGUGGGGAAGGUAAACUGCUGCCCGCACUUGGCAGAAGGUGGAGGGUCACACCCAGCAGUGGCCGGGCAGGGAUUUGAGCCUGGGCUCCAGAAUGCACACUCACGCUGCCCACCCAUGGGCCCAUUGGGAACCCUGUGACCCGCGGGAGCCCCCUGAGCCUCCGCCAGGCAUCCCAGGCGCACCCCCACCCAGAGGGACCACUUGGACAGAAAAUUCUGUAGGGAGCAGAAGGGCCAGUCCGGAAUCGGAUUCCCAGCUCGGAAUGGUUCCUGGCAGAUGACAUCACACUCUCGGCCUCAGUCUACCCCUCUGUUACAUGGGCUUGUGACGGCCCCUAUUCUGACUGAGGGAGACCCCAGGGAACACAACCUUUACAGUCUCCACAGGCUGCACAACGGCAGGGACCCCCCCUACAUCCCUGUUCCCGGCACCAAGAAAAAGGGAGGCAAAGGGUAGGCAGUCAAUGAACCAACGCACGA
Molecule: messenger RNA, 1938 nt
Organism: Propithecus coquereli (Coquerel's sifaka)
Lineage: Eukaryota; Metazoa; Chordata; Mammalia; Primates; Indriidae
Gene: TPGS1
Product: tubulin polyglutamylase complex subunit 1
Exons: 2
Coding region: 1-912 (303 amino acids)
Biological process (GO): protein polyglutamylation
Molecular function (GO): microtubule binding
Source: RefSeq, a predicted model, not a curated record